AUGUUGAUAUCCGAAGAGUUGGCGUACGACAAGGAAUCAUUGAAGGCAGAACAUGAAACAUUGGUAACUCAAUUGACGGACGAACAGAAGGUUGUUUACGACUCUAUGAUUAAUGAUAUUGAUUCUAAUGGAGGGGGAUUGUUUUUUGUGUAUGGUUACGGAGGAACAAGCAAGACGUUCGUGUGGAGAACAUUAUCUUCAAAGAUAAAGAGCCGUGGAGAUAUUGUUCUAAACAUUGCUUCAAGUAGAAUAGAAUCUUUGCUAUUGCCGGGUGGCAGGACGACACAUUCUCGAUUUGCUAUACCACUCUUAGUGAAUGAUGAUUCCACCUGCAAUAUAUCGCAAGGUAGUGACCUUUGCGAACUUAUAAUCAGGAGCAAAUUGAUAAUAUCGGAUGAAGCACCGAUGACACACAAAUACUGUUUUGAGGCUUUAGACAAAACCAUGAGGGAUAUAUUGAGAUUCACCAUACCUGGUAGUGAUCAGAAAAUAUUUGGUGGAAAUACAGUAGUAUUGGGCGAUGAUUUUAGACAGAUUCCUACAGUUAUUCCAAAAGCAAUGAGACCAAUGGUUGUGGGAGCCACUAUUAAUUCUUCAUACCUCUAUAGGAAUUGCAAGGUAUUGAGGCUCACGAAGAACCCUGAGACUACAGAGCUUAGCUUCAAACGAAGAUAG
Ipomoea nil (Japanese morning glory) is the source of this 675-nucleotide messenger RNA. RefSeq lists its product as uncharacterized. Lineage: Eukaryota; Viridiplantae; Streptophyta; Magnoliopsida; Solanales; Convolvulaceae. The coding region runs from base 1 to 675 and encodes 224 amino acids. The transcript has a single exon. The record is from RefSeq and is a predicted model, not a curated record. Gene Ontology annotation, biological process: DNA repair; telomere maintenance. Gene Ontology annotation, molecular function: DNA helicase activity.